Molecule: messenger RNA, 222 nt
Organism: Protopolystoma xenopodis
Lineage: Eukaryota; Metazoa; Platyhelminthes; Monogenea; Polystomatidea; Polystomatidae
Source: the annotation of a GenBank genome assembly
AUGUGCGGACAACAUCAGCGACAGUCUUCCCUGCUUGAAUAUUCCCAUGUUGAACAUUUUUUCCCUGUUCACGUCGCGCAUUUUGGUCUAACAAUGAAAAACAACGCACUCACUCAGUAUAAUGAUUGGGGCACCGGUGUGCAUGGCGAGGACGAUAUCGCUAUGGGCGCCAAAAAUAGGAGAGCGGACGACCGAUGUGCGGAUGCUUUGGAUAUUCAAUAA